Molecule: messenger RNA, 210 nt
Organism: Penicillium arizonense
Lineage: Eukaryota; Fungi; Ascomycota; Eurotiomycetes; Eurotiales; Aspergillaceae
Exons: 1
Source: RefSeq, a predicted model, not a curated record
AUGAAAUCUUCCAAUCUGCUCCAAUUGAGCGUCUUCGGCGCCUUGGGGGCUGCUGUGGCUGUCCAGUCGGGCGCUCCUUCCUGCGUCAAUCCGCCUUCAACCCUCGCGCUGAGCGAUCCGCCCUACAAGAAUUUCUUCUACUCCGACUGCAAUGUCGCUGCUCAGGCGGUCGUCACCAGCCCGCUGCCCGACAGCGACUUGAAGCAGAUC